UGAAGCUUUGCAGGUUAUCAUAUUGAUAACACGCACAUCUUCCCUGGCCUGAGUCUCUGCUGCAGCAACAAAGGAUUUGUAUUGCUUCAUGAAAACACACACCGAGUCCCAUGCAGUGCGGAACCCCCGCCGCCGGAGUGUUAGCCCAGAUUGGAGGAUUGACCGCCAUGGCAGCGUCGGAGCUGUACACAAAGCGUGCUCGGGUGUGGAUCCCCGAUGCAGAGGAGGUGUGGAAGUCUGCUGAGCUGACCAAUGACUACAAAGAUGGCGACACCUCCCUGCAGCUCAUGCUGGAGGAUGGAACGAACAUCGAGCACAAACUCGACCCCAAGACGAAGAACCUGCCUUACCUGCGAAACCCCGACAUCCUGGUGGGAGAGAACGACCUCACAGCGCUCAGCUACCUCCACGAGCCGGCCGUGCUGCACAACCUCAAGGUCCGCUUCAUGGACUCCAAGCUCAUCUACACCUACUGCGGAAUCGUUCUGGUGGCCAUCAACCCGUAUGAGACGCUGCAAAUCUAUGGAUCCGACAUCAUCAAUGCCUACAGCGGCCAGAACAUGGGCGAUAUGGACCCUCACAUCUUCGCUGUGGCAGAGGAGGCUUACAAACAGAUGGCCAGGGACGAGAGGAACCAGUCAAUUAUUGUGAGCGGGGAGUCUGGAGCAGGAAAGACAGUAUCAGCCAAAUACGCCAUGAGGUACUUUGCUACGGUCAGCGGCACCACCAGCGAGGCCAACGUGGAGCAGAAGGUGUUGGCCUCCAACCCCAUCAUGGAGGCCAUUGGAAAUGCAAAGACCACCCGAAACGACAACAGCAGUCGCUUUGGGAAAUACAUCGAGAUCGGCUUCGACACCCGCUUCCGUAUCAUCGGCGCCAACAUGAGAACAUAUCUGCUGGAGAAAUCACGAGUGGUGUUUCAGGCGGACGAGGAAAGAAAUUAUCAUAUCUUCUAUCAGCUCUGUGCAUCCUCCCAUCUGCCUGAAUAUGAGAAACUAAAGCUCAGCAGUGCAAUCGACUUCAUGUACACCAAGCAGGGCCGCAGCCCCGUUAUCGAAGGCGUGGACGACACCAAGGAACUCUGCUCCACUCGCAAUGCCUUCACUUUGCUCGGUAUUAAUGAGUCCUAUCAGAUGGGGCUGUUCCAGGUUUUGGCCGCUAUUCUUCAUCUGGGAAACGUGGAAAUAAAGGACAGAGACUCAGACAGCAGCAUCAUUCCACCCAACAAUCGCCACCUCUCAGCGUUUUGUGAGUUGGUGGGCGUGACCUACCAGGACAUGUCUCAGUGGCUGUGCCACAGGAAGCUGAAGACGGCUACGGAGACGUAUGUAAAGACCAUCCCCCGCCUGAUGGCCACCAACGCCCGCGACGCGCUCGCCAAACUCAUCUACGCCAAACUCUUCAACUGGAUUGUGGAGCAUGUUAACAAAGCGCUGAUCACCAACAUCAAACAGCACUCCUUCAUCGGAGUCUUGGACAUCUACGGGUUUGAGACGUUUGAGAUCAACAGCUUUGAGCAGUUCUGUAUCAACUACGCUAAUGAGAAACUCCAGCAGCAGUUCAACAUGCAUGUGUUCAAGCUGGAGCAGGAGGAGUACAUGAGGGAGCAGAUCCCCUGGACUCUGAUCGACUUCUACGAUAAUCAGCCCUGCAUCAACCUCAUAGAAGCUAAGAUGGGCAUCCUGGACCUGCUGGACGAGGAGUGCAAGAUGCCCAAAGGUACGGAUGAUUCUUGGGCUCAGAAACUUUACAACACACACCUGAAGACCUGCUCCCUCUUUGAGAAGCCACGCAUGUCCAACCGCGCCUUCAUCAUUCAACAUUUUGCUGACAAGGUGGAGUACCAGUGUGACGCUUUCCUGGAGAAGAACAAGGACACGGUGAACCAAGAUCAGAUCAAUGUGCUGAAGGCCAGCAAGUUCCCCCUGCUGGUGGAGCUGUUCCAGGACGGGGAGAAAGCCACCAGUCCCACGGGCCAGGGCCCCGGCAGCGGAGGACGGACCCGCCUCAGCGUCAAACCUACCAAGGGCCGCGAGAGCAGCAGCAAGGAGAACAAGAAGACCGUCGGAUGCCAGUUCCGUAACUCCCUGGCAAUGCUGAUGGAAACGUUGAAUGCAACCACCCCGCACUACGUCCGCUGCAUCAAACCCAACGACUUCAAGUUGGCCUUCACGUUUGAUCCUAAGCGAGCGGUGCAGCAGCUCAGAGCCUGCGGAGUCCUGGAAACCAUCAGGAUCUCUGCUGCAGGGUUCCCCUCCAGAUGGACGUACCAGGAGUUCUUCAGCCGUUACAGAGUGCUGAUGAAGCAGAAGGACGUGUUACCUGACAGGUUGACCUGCAGAAAUGUUCUGGAGAAACUGGUGGAGGACCAGGAUAAAUAUCAGUUUGGUAAGACCAAGAUCUUCUUCAGGGCCGGCCAGGUGGCCUACCUGGAGAAGUUGAGGGCAGAUAAGUUGCGUGUUGCCUGCAUCCGCAUCCAGAAAACCAUCCGCUGCUGGCUGGAGCGCAAGAGGUAUCUGCGCAAACGCAGCGCCGCCAUCACCGUCCAGAGGUUCACCAGAGGAUACCAGGCCCGCCGCCUCGUCAAGUUCAUGCGUCGCACGCAGGCAGCCACCACCAUCCAGAAGUACCAGAGGAUGGUUGUGGAGAGGAAAUGCUACCGGCAGAAGCAGGCUGCUGCUCUCCUCAUGCAGACCCUCAUCCGAGCGUACAUGGCCCGGCAGAUGUACCAAUCGUUGCUGCGGGAGCAAAAGGUGGUGAUCAUCCAGAAGCGAGUGCGCGGCUGGUUGGCUCGCUGCUGGUACAAGCGCUGCCUGGAGUCCAUCGUCUACCUGCAGUGCUGUUUCCGCAGGAUGAAGGCCCGGCGCCAGCUGAAGAAGCUGAAGAUCGAGGCUCGCUCAGUGGAGCACUUCAAGAAGCUCAACAAGGGCAUGGAGAACAAGAUCAUGCAGCUGCAGAGGAAAAUCGACGAGCAGAAAGAGAACCAUAAGGUGGUCAAAGACAGGAUGGUGGGUAUGGAGACUUCCUACACAGCGGAGAGCGAGAAGCUGCGUACAGAGGUGAGCCGGCUGCGUGGAGUGGAGGUAGACGCCAAGAACAAAGGCAUCCGGCUGAGCUCGCUGCAGGAGGAGCUGGAGAAGCUGAAGACGGAGCUGAGUACCACUCAGAAGGAGAAGAAGACCAUCGAGAACUGGGCCAAAACCUACAGGGAGGAAAUGGAGAAGAUGGUCUCAGAGCUGAAGGAGCAGAACGGCACGCUGAAGAAGGACAAGGACGACCUGAACAGGAUGAUUCAGGAACAGAGUCAGCAGAUGACAGAGAAAAUGGCUCAUGCGAUCGUACAGGAGACCCAGCAGCUGGAGACGGAUCUGAACGAGGAGCGGUCUCGCUACCAGAAUCUGCUGAGGGAGCACCUGCGCAUGGAGGAGAAAUACGACGACCUGAAGGAGGCGAUGGCUUCCUCGAACGCCUCCAAGCCUGGUCACAGGAGAAAAGAUUCCACGCACAGCAGCAACGAAUCAGAGUACACAUACAACUCAGAGUACGCCGAAUUGGAGGAAGGUUCCCGUGCUGCGGAAGAUGUGACUCGGGGAAUCGACACCUCGCUGACCCUGAAGCUGCAGAAGCGCCUCACCGAGCUCGAGCAAGAGAAGCAGUCUCUGCGCAACGAGCUGGAAAACAAAGAGGACCAGUUCCAGCGGGCUAGAGCCAGGGAUGACGUUGAGUUUAAAAAGGCUCGCGGAGCAGAGCUGGAGUACGAGUCACUGAAGCGCCAGGAGCUGGAGUCGGAGAACAAGAAGCUAAAACAUGACCUGGUGGAGAUUAGGCGAAGCCUGCUGGGUAAAGCUGGUCCAGGCGCCGGGGCCCCGGGCUCCCCAGCCUACAAGGUGGUGUUGGAGCAGCUGAACUCCUCCUGUGAGGAGCUGGAGGUCCGUAAGGAGGAGGUGCUGAUCCUGCGCUCACAGCUGGUCAGCCAGAAGGAGGCCAUGCACCACAAGGAUGAGAAGGAAACCAUGACCGAGCCUUCAGUCUAUGCGGAGGAUGUUUCCAAGCUGAAGGACUCUGAUGAAAUCAAGCAAGCCUACGUAGGACUUAAAGACACCAACAGGUUACUGGAGCACCAGCUGCAGACUCAGCGGCGAGGCUACGAUAACGAGGUGGAGUCGUUGCGUGGCGAGCUGCAGAACGUGAAGGAGGAGAACAACCGCCAGCAGCAGCUCUUAGCCCAGAACCUGCAGCUGCCUCCAGAGGCCCGCAUCGAGGCCAGCCUGCAGCACGAGAUCACCCGCCUCACCAACGAGAACCUGGAUCUAAUGGAGCAGCUGGAGAAACAGGACCGAACCAUCCGCAAGCUGAAGAAGCAGCUGAAGGUUUACUCCAAGAGGAUCGGAGAGAUGGGAGCGGGUCAAACCGAGGGACAGACGUCUCCGGGACAGAUGGUGGAUGAGCCGAUUCAUCCUGUCAACAUUCCCCGCAGGGAGAAAGAUUUCCAAGGGAUGCUGGAGUACAACAAGGAGGAUGAGCUCAAACUGGUCAAGAACCUCAUCCUGGAGCUGAAGCCUCGAGGUGUAGCUGUGAAUCUGAUCCCAGGUCUGCCAGCCUACAUCCUGUUCAUGUGUCUGAGACAUGCGGACUACGUCAACGAUGACCAGAAGGUCCGCACCCUGCUCACCUCCACCAUCAACAGUAUCAAGAAGAUCCUGAAGAAACGAGGAGACGACUUUGAGACCGUCUCCUUCUGGCUGUCCAACACCUGCCGCUUCUUGCACUGUCUGAAACAAUACAGCGGAGACGAGGCCUUCAUGAAGCACAACACGACGAGGCAGAACGAACACUGUCUGUCCAACUUCGACCUGGCAGAGUACCGACAGGUGAUCAGCGACCUGGCCAUCCAGAUCUACCAGCAGCUCAUCAAGUGCAUGGAGAACAUCCUGCAGCCCAGUAUAGUGUCUGGCAUGCUGGAGCACGAGACCAUCCAGGGUGUGUCGGGGGUGAAGCCCACGGGUCUCCGUAAGAGGACAUCUAGCAUCGCGGACGAGGGCAUGUACACCCUGGACUCCAUCCUGCGGCAGCUCAGCGCCUUCCACUCCACCAUGUGUCAGCACGGCACCGACCCCGAGCUCAUGAAGCAGGUGGUGAAGCAGCAGUUCUACAUCAUCGGAGCUGUCACCCUCAACAACCUGCUGCUGCGCAAGGACAUGUGCUCCUGGAGCAAAGGCAUGCAGAUCAGGUACAACGUGAGCCAGCUGGAGGAGUGGCUCAGAGACAAAGGUCUGAUGGUGUGCGGGGCGAAGGAGACGCUGGAGCCUCUGAUCCAGGCCGCUCAGCUGCUGCAGGUCAAGAAGAAGACGGACGAGGACGCCGAGGCCAUCUGCUCCAUGUGCUUGGCCCUCACCACGGCUCAGAUUGUGAAGGUCCUGAACCUCUACACUCCAGUCAACGAGUUUGAGGAGAGGGUAUCGGUUUCAUUCAUACGAACCAUACAGACUCGUUUGCGCGACCGUUGUGAGAGUCCCCAGUUGUUGAUGGACACCAAGAUGAUUUACCCGGUCACCUUCCCGUUCAGCCCGUCCUCCCUCGCCCUGGAAACCAUCCAGAUCCCCGGCUCUCUCAACCUGGCCUUCCUCACACGAGUCUAAACCCAACAGGAGGGCGGAGAAUAUGAUGUAGUACCCAAUCAUCAAGAGAGAUAAAAAAAUAAUAAAUGAACACGAUUUGAGCAGUUAUGUCUAAAAAAAAAAAGCUUCUAAUUCAAAACACGGUUUCCAGUGAAGAAUUGCUGGUCUGAAUCUGGAUACUGACACACAUAAAUGAACCCCUCAAACACAACCACAUGCUGAACUCUAAACAUGCAUCUGUACAAAACAUACAUCCUCUGAACGUACACAUGCACGCCUUCACUUCUGUCUCACAAAACGCACGGAUGCACUCGCUGGUUUAAAUGUCAUCAUCCACUGCUUGUAAAAUUGCUUGCCUCUUAGAGAAGCCACAGGGCCAUAUCAAUGCCUCCUCGCGCUCCAUGGAGUCCGUCUUAGUGGACCCCAGCUUCCAGAUCUGUGUGUAAACUCGCUGUAAGAUCUCGUCAUCGUGUCGUUCUCCGGAGAGAAUGUAACAUAUCGCCACACAAAGAAGGAGUAGAGUCCUCAGAAAGAAAGUAACUUGAUGAGGUUGGUAUGUCGGGUCUCAAAGUGAGUUUUGAGUCCGCAUAUGAAGCUUUAUGAGUGAUAGCCAUGCUAAAGUUAGCUCUCUCCACCCCCAUGUUGAGGUAACCUGGACCGGGCUUCCUCUCUGAAAACAGUCAAGACAAGACAGAUCUCAUCAUCUGUACUAUAUAAUUUAUACAUAUAUAAAUAUGAAUAAUAUAUAUAUCAUGUAUUUUAUUUAUUGCAUUUAACUCCGUCCCUACCCUCCCUUUUUUAGAUUAGAAGCUUUCUCCUCCGGUAUAUGAAGGAUAGGAUUCCCGAGAUAAUCACCUCCAUUGAAAGAUAUUUACGUCUAUCAGGUAAAUGAUGUAGUGUAGUUUAAGUAGUGCCAGCAGAGAUGAUUAUUUUUUAGGUCAAGUCUUAACUUAACUGUCGCAUUACCAUGUUUACCCUGCAUUUCCUGCAGAUGAAGUGUAGCACGGGUUUUAACUGAGGAGAGAUUUAGAAAGUUGAAGCUUUGAUAAGGGUUUAACCUGCUGCAGUCUGUACUGUUUACAGCUGUGACCAGAGCUCAGAGAAAACACUGGCACAAAGAUAUGAAGUCACUCUCUCUCUCACACACACACACACACUGCUGAAUCACCGAAGGGGGGAGGGGGGGGGUUGCACUGCGUACGCUUUACUCUCUCUUCUCGUCUUCUCUGGUCAAAGCCUGUUUUGUUAUUAUCAACGUGGAACUAUUUAUUUCAGUAUUAUCAUUUUCUGUUGUGUAUAUCGUGAAGAAGCCAUGUAUCACUGAGCAGAGAGGACAGAGAAGGUCUCUUGGGAGUUUGUCUUGGAUAUGUCCAUCUUUACAACAUUUGUAUCUGCUUUAUUCCCACAAAGACCACAAACCGCAGCUUUGGAUGUCGAUUCCUCUCCUCUUUUCAUUCAUGUCCGUCCUAUGCCUUCCUGUUCAGCGGCCAAGACAACACAACAUGGGCCUUUUAUUACCAAAAACAACAGAAUAGGUGCAGCUGUUAUCCAUUCAAAUUGCACUGCAGGGUUAAAUUAAGGGUUUACUGACAGAAAUAUAUUUUUCUUUUUGGUGCACAAUAUGUUUUGGUCCAGAUAUCAGUCAUAUUUAGGACUUUCCUUCAACUGUGAUAUUACACCUCACCCGCUAUAACUCAGUAUGGAUACAUUGCUGCUGCUGCCCUCAUACAACCAGCAUGGGCUUUGCUUUACUAGUAGGUAGAAAUACAAUGUCACACUAUUGUUUUUUUGUUUUCUUCUACAAAGAAACAUCGAUGUAGUCUUCUGAUUGGAGAGUGAGGGAAUCUGCCCAUGUUGUUACAGAAAGUGUUUUGUCUGCGUUCACAUUGUCCUCGCUGCCUCGUGUUUAGCACUUUUUUUCCCCGUUUACUUCCUGUUGUGCCAUUAGUAUUAACAGCCAACCCAAUUUGCCUCUUACCCUCAUGUGAACCUUACUUUGUCCUAAAGGCCUUUCACAAACAUAUUUCACUUUGAUAGAAUGUUUUUUUUUAAGGUGCUUAAAUAUAUAGGAGGUUGUGAAUCGUCUCCAAAAACUGAACUCGGUACGUUUUAUUUGUUAUGUUUUGUUUCUUCUAAAACCAACCAACAUUCAACCAAAUGUGUUUUGCAUUUGAAAUAUCCGUGAACUUGCUCUAGUACAGCUACAGUACAUGCUGAGAAAUAUACAUAUUUAAACAUCUUCAAAAUUGUAAGUGGAGUAAAGAGAAGUUAGUGUGUGAAGUUUGUGUUGCACUUGUAUUUGAGAAUAAUUGAAUAUGCUCUCAUUGGGACCACAUGUUAUCAAUCUGCCUUUUUGUUACAUUAUUAGGUGGUUUCAAGUAUGCUUUGUGUAAAGAGUACAUAUCUGUUGCAAGUAAGACGGUAACUGGAAGGAAUUUAUUUAACAUAUGAAUGUUUCAAGUUGUUAAUGAAGUGUUUUAGCUGCACAUCUUUGGGCAAAGCCUUAUCUGAAUAUUUGCCAUCUGAGUGACUAAAACACACGAUCGUCAUUGUCAGUCCAGGGUUUUUUUCCACUGUAAAAUUAAUAUUAAAUGUGAUAUUUUGUUCUGAUAAGGUGUCCUUUUGGUCAACAGUUAUUGCCACAGGGUUGCACUGUUUUGCCAUUAGUCCAAAAUGCAUUUUUUAGACAUUGCUGAGGAAGACAGAUACAUAAUAGAUUGACAAGGACUGUAAAAAGAAACACUCCCAACACCUUCCUGCUGAACUGCAACCCAUUAAGCUUCCUCUGCCACAUUCCCUACGCGAGUGUGCGCUUCACUUCCUUAAUCAGUGAUUUCUUUUUGCAGUUUUAUUCAGACUAUGAAAUAUUGCAAGCCACAGGAAGGAAGACACUUGUGAUUUGUGUGGAUGCAGCACCAGCUUUCUCACACUUGCUCAGACUAUCCUUGUCGUCUGAUAUAUUAAGAAUAGUUUCAGAGGAGAGUUAGAACACAUUUGCAUUCAUGUGUUUGUAUUGUUGAGCAGCGUUGUUUCCCUGGGCUUCUCUUGGGCUGUCAAACUGAAAUAAGUGUCAUUCCUUCACUCUGCGUUUUUACACGAAGGGGAGAGUUGGUUGUACGAUACGACGUAGACAUUAUAAAUGACCAUUGUUCUUAUCAGCACUAGCGUUGAUUGUGCCAUUUUAAAUAUUGUUAAAAACGAUCAUAAAUCAUCACCUCAGCUGUCGUGGUACCGGUGUGAACACGCUGGUACCAGAUGUUUCCUCUCUGACCCAUGUGUACAUUUGACAAACUGGACUGUUUGUAGUUUCUGGUAGCUGUGCUUAGUGAAUGUGUUCACCGUUAAGAAACUUGGAAUAAAUUGUCAAAUCUGUAAAAGUAAAAUAAAAGAAUACAGCACUGUU
This is a messenger RNA of Trematomus bernacchii (emerald rockcod), 9021 nucleotides long. It is a transcript of the gene myo5aa, whose product is annotated as myosin VAa. Gene Ontology annotation, cellular component: vesicle; myosin complex; actin cytoskeleton. The record is from RefSeq and is a predicted model, not a curated record. Gene Ontology annotation, molecular function: actin filament binding; microfilament motor activity; ATP binding. Gene Ontology annotation, biological process: vesicle transport along actin filament; actin filament organization. Lineage: Eukaryota; Metazoa; Chordata; Actinopteri; Perciformes; Nototheniidae.